Messenger RNA from Spodoptera litura, 4534 nucleotides. RefSeq names its product argonaute 2 (gene Ago2). Gene Ontology annotation, molecular function: RNA binding; protein binding. The record is from RefSeq and is a predicted model, not a curated record. Lineage: Eukaryota; Metazoa; Arthropoda; Insecta; Lepidoptera; Noctuidae.
UUGCAAUAGACAUAAACAUAAACACUACAUGACAGUUUUACCUAGUAUUCGGAAUACCUAGUGCACAUUGCCAGCCAUUGAUAAUUUAAAGAAUAAAAUAUCAUACUAGUUUUCAAGGUAAAUUGAGUGUAAUAUUGUUGAAAAUCAGUGAAUAUUCGAAGUGGGAACAGUGAAAAGCUACCACGUGUAGGCAGAACCUGUCAAAAUGGGGAAACCACCAAAAAAGAAAGGCGGAAAAAAGAAUGUUCAGAAAGAAGAAGAUCCCUCACAGAGUUCUAUGUCUGUUGAGGAGCCAACUUCUCCUGAUGUGCCAGAAGUAGAAGUAGAGGACGACUCUAAUCUGUCGGCAGCAGCUCGCAAGAAAAAAGAGAAAAAAGAAAAGAAGGAAAAGUCACUGCAAGCUUUACAAGCUUUGCAAGCAACGAGAAAACCAUCUUCACAUUCAGAAUCAACUGCGAAAGAUGAAGAGGAUCCGACUUCUAAGGAGCAGGCUAGUAAACCCGAGCCCAAGUCUCCAGAAGAAGCACCAUCUCAAACUCAAUCGGAGGCUGCAGCUAUGCCAUCACAAGAGAAAUCUCUACCAACUGAGGUAACCAAAGAACCACCGAAGCCUGUUGAAGAAGAAGAAUUCGGCUUAGGUUUGGGCUUAUCAGGCGCUAGGAAGAAGAAGCCUAAAAAGAAAAAAGCUGAACCAGUUCAACCAGUUGAAGCCCAGCAAGCGCCAGCUCCACAGCCAGUGCCACAGCCAGCAGAGGCCCCUAAGGCUGCACCUGCAACAUCACCGGCAGCAGCUCCAGCUCCAGUCUUGGUGCAGAUGCCAGAACCUGCGCAAGCUGCUCGUCCUGGACCAUGGAGCAAGAGUGGCUCUGGAAAAGGUCGUGGAUGGACUCCCAUGCCUUUAGGCACCAUGCCAGCGCCACAAAUACCACCUGUGAAUCUGAUACCGCAACCGACGCCAACUGCUCCAGUUCCUACUGGACGUGGUCCUAAAUCCAUGGAACCUACCAUGUGCCACUACACGAUACCGCACAAAAUUCCCGGUAAUCGUGUUCGGGCUGCCCAUAUAAGAGUCAUGGUCAACUAUUUGGAAAUGGAAUUUAAAGCUCUUAAAAUUUAUCGCUAUGACGUUAGUGUUACGCCUGACAAACCAAAGAAGAUGUUGCCUGAUGUGUUUUUAAAAGUGAAAAAUAAGUUUUUCGCUAAUGAACUAAUAGCAUUUGAUCAGAUGAAAAACUGUUAUUCAUUGAAUCCUCUUAAGAAUAUUACAUCGACGGAGCGGUUCCAUGCCACUGUCGAGUUAUUAGAUCAGAAUGGAAGAUCAAUAAAUUUUGACGUUUCACUGAAAGCUACUGGAGUCGUCGAUUUGGAAAAUAUUAAAAAUUACAUGAAAAGUCGUGCUUCGUCUCUAUGCCAUCCCACUGAGGAGAUCCAAUGUAUUGAUGUCAUCUUACGCCAGGGUGCGUUGGAGUCUUACGUUAAGGCUGGCCGUCAAUUUUUCAAACGCCCAUCUCGUCCCAUAGAUUUAGGCUAUGGUUAUGAAAUGUGGACGGGAUUGUUCCAGUCUGCGAUAUUUACCAAUAAAUCUUUUAUCAACAUAGAUGUUGCGCAUAAAGGCUUCCCAAGGCACCAGAGCGUGCUUGAUGCUAUGAUCAAAGAUUUCAACUUGGAUCCUACUAAGCCCCUUGAAAACCAACGUGGUUAUGACUAUUUCGUUCUUUUCGUCAAAGGAUUGAAGGUGGUUGCGACGUUGGUCGGUAACACGCCCUCAGCUGGUCAUCGUCGGGAGUUCAUCUGUAAUGGUCUGGUGGGUCCACCCAAUGAGCUUGUCUUCACUAUUACGGAAUCAGACGGACGCACACGAAAGACAUCCGUCGCGGAAUAUUUCGCGAAAGACAAAAAUUAUAGACUGCGGUAUCCAAGACUUAAUUGCCUGUGGGUCGGUAACAAGGACAGAUGCAUUUACUUCCCCAUCGAACUCUUACAUGUCGCUGAGGGUCAGGCAUUGACAAGGCAGUUGAAUGACCAACAAAUAUCAAAAAUGGUUAAGGAAGCAGCUACACCUCCUGAUGAGCGUUUGAAGAAAAUCAAAGAAGUGAUUUCUAAUAUGAAGUACUCGCAAAACAGAGAUUUCAAAAGGUUCGGAUUGGAGAUUUCGGAGAAGUUUUACACUGUUAAAGCUAAAGUACUGGAGCCUCCUGUUUUGGAGAUUGGAAACGGAAAAGUCACUCCUAGGAAAGGUCAAUGGCAAGCUAACCGUCUCUUGAAGCCUGAGGCACUUACAUCGUGGGCUCUCAUCGCAGUCGACACUGAUCCAAGGAACGAUUAUGGACAAAUGAUUGACUUGAUCGUUAGUACUGGAGGACAGAUGGGAAUGGCUGUAAACAAGCCUAAGUUUGUCAACGUUAACGCUAAGAUGAAGAUGUUGCAUAGCAUUCUGAUGAAUGCGUACCGUGAUGUGCGCUUUGUCUUCAUUGUGGUGUCGUCUAGAGGCCGCGAUGACUAUCAUAAGGUGAAGCAAUUGGCGGAACGCGAAGUGGGCAUUCUGACCCAAUGCAUCAAAGAGAUGACGGCGCGUCGUAUGAAUCAGAUGACAGCUAAAAACUUACUGCUGAAGGUGAACUCCAAACUGAUGGGUAUUAACCAAGCUAUCGACUCGCUGGCGAUGCCAAAAUGUUUAAAGGACGCUCCAGUCAUGAUCGUAGGGGCUGACGUUACUCAUCCCUCACCAGAUCAGUCGAAUGUACCUAGUAUUGCUGCGGUGACUGCCUCUUUAGAUGCGAAAUGCUAUAUCUAUAAUAUCGAAUUAAGUAUACAAACUCCAAAGAAAGAGAUGAUCGUGGAGUUCGAAGACAUGAUGUUCGAUCAUCUGAAGAUAUACAAGGAGCGCAAUCAAGGCAGAUUGCCAAAGAAGAUAUUUGUAUUCCGUGACGGUGUAUCUGAAGGACAGUUUAAACAGGUAAUGAACAGUGAACUUGCGGCGGUCCACAAUGCUUAUCAGCGCAUGGCAGGUAUGCAAAACAAGCCUGAAGUAUUAUUCCUGUUGGUGCAGAAACGACAUCAUACGAGACUAUUCAAUGAUGGACCUAACGUACAAUAUAACGUGGAACCAGGCACAGUCGUCGACACUGAUAUUGUGCACGCGUCUGAAUUGGACUUUUAUUUAGUGUCUCACCAAGCUAUAAAAGGCACGGCUCGUCCGACCCGCUACCACACAGUCUGCAACGACGGCAAGAUCCCUGACGAUGAAGUGGAACAACUGACUUACUACCUGUGCCACUUGUAUUCUCGGUGUAUGCGAUCCGUGUCGUAUCCUACACCGACCUACUACGCCCAUCUUGCCUGCCUACGAGCCCGAUCUCUUACUCAUGGCGAAAAAUUCGAUAAUCGAGAACUGGAACGUAAACCAAAGCGGCUUCAUGUUCUCGACAAGAUGCUGCAAUUCAGCCGCAUGUUCUUUGUUUAAAGCAACACAAAAUUUUUAAAUAGCACAUAAUUAUCAAUUUUUUAAACUCUGGAUGUCUCUUUACCUUUACAUAAAUGUAGCGCACACACAAAAAAAAGAAAAAAAAAACAAUGUUAAAAAUCUAUAAAAAAAAGUAUUUAAUGUGUAGUGGAAAUGUACCUAUAUUUGACUAGUCCAGUAUUCAGAUCAUAAUAUAAAAGAAAAAAUGUAUAAACGUGAUUUUUUUAGGUCCAAUCGAACCAGAGGUUUGGUUUUAAGUGAUAUUUUAAUUUGUUUUCUUUUUCAAUAUAUUUAUUAAAAUCAAUUUUUAUUUUCAUUUAAAUGUCUGGUAUAGGGAAGAAAGUUCUGGCUAUCAAUGGUUAGGGCUCCAAAGAUCUUCUGCCUUUUGCCCUUAAUCUAUCCGCCUAACGCUAACCUUCUGAAAUGGCAAUCUGAUUCCUUCAAUGAUUUCUCCCUUUAUGUGAUUCGUCGCUCGAGCUCGACGCACCAUCACCGUCGAAUUUGUUGAAUUGGUUCUGACAGUCAAACAUUUUUUGAGGGGAGGGAGGAGGGAAGCGGCAAAUUACUCUACCCUCCCUGGGUGAGAUGUGUAGGAAUGUUAAACUCUUACUGACUGAAAACCACCGCUUUCCAACUCUAAGAGCGCCUUCAUGGGAGCCCCAAAAUGCCGCCUGACAGCAGCGUGGCUGCCGCGCUGCUUUAUUUUUUAUUUAAAUAUAGUAACAAACGCGCGCCCGCAUAGCAAUUGUAGCACGGUACCGCAGCUACAAUUGCUCUGCGCAUUCAUCCCGCAUGUUACGUGUGCCAGUGUUGCCAAGUCUAUUAUUAACGAUUUUAAUUAGGUAUUGUUCCUUAAGUUACGUAAUCAUAAGGAUGACAAUUGUUUUAGUUUAGUUGUGAUCAUUUUAAAAAUAUUAUUGUCUUUAGAUUUAUUUUACCUAAUUUUUGUAAGUGUGAUGUAUCUUAUGGGUUUGAUUCAAUGAUUGUGUCAAAAUGAAAUAACGUUUAUAUUAAAAAAAACAGUUUUUGGAUUAUAAUACUUUAUUCACUGGUAAUUAUAAGAUAGAAAAA